This is a messenger RNA of Urocitellus parryii (Arctic ground squirrel), 2218 nucleotides long. Lineage: Eukaryota; Metazoa; Chordata; Mammalia; Rodentia; Sciuridae. The record is from RefSeq and is a predicted model, not a curated record.
AGUGCUCUUCCCGUGCGGUCCGCCCGGCCGGGCCCUCAGCUAGCUCCACCCCCAGGUGGUUUGAACUCUGAACCUAUUGUCCUGAUGAAGUUUCGAUUUCUUCAAGUUGAUGACAUUGGGAACUUCAAGAAUUGGAGGUUUAUGCAAUUUGAGACCGUCAGAACGGUGAGGUGCUCAGCCUUAACAGCCAGAGAAGAACUUGAUACAGAUGAAUAUGAAGAAACCAAAAAGGAAACUCUGGAGCAACUAAGUGAAUUCAAUGAUUCACUGAAGAAGAUCAUGUCUGGAAAUAUGACUCUGGUAGAUGAACUGAGUGGAAUGCAGCUGGCUAUUCAGGCAGCUAUCAGCCAGGCCUUUAAAACUCCAGAGGUCAUCAGAUUGUUUGCAAAGAAACAACCAGGUCAGCUUCGGACAAGAUUAGCAGAGAUGGAUAGAGAUCUGAUGGUAGGAAAGCUGGAGAGAGACCUGUACACUCAACAGAAAGUAGAAAUACUAACAGCUCUCAGAAAACUUGGAGAGAAGCUGACUACAGAUGAUGAGGCCUUCUUAUCAGCAAAUGCAGGGGCCAUACUCAGCCAGUUUGAGAAAGUCUCCACUGACCUUGGCUCUGGAGACAAAGUUCUUGCCCUAGCAAGUUUUGAGGUUGAAAAAGCAAAAAAAUGACAGUGUGGAAGCUUCUGACAUUGAUCACAUUCUUACUGUAAAUAGUGUUUUUUCUUUGAUGAUUUUGAGUCAUUGCAAAAAAAGARAAUCUCAAAAUGCAUUAAUAUCCCAAGAACUGGUGACAUGAAAACAUACUAUGGCUUCUGUUUAUACUCUUCAUCAUUCUACUUUGUAUAGGGCUCCCUGCUUGAGUGACCCUGGACUUAUUGGGACAUUGGGACCCACUGAACUUUAUUCAUUAUGAUUUGUCUGUUUAAGACAGAACAGAAAAUGAACUUAUUUUUUUUAAGGGUCCUUAUUUUUAAGUGCUUAUAGUGAGUGGGAAGAUAUGAGCUAAUGAUUCUUUUCUGUUCAUAACGUAUCUUUAGAAUGAACAUUGCAACAUCACUAGACUUCAUAUAUAUUCAUAGAAUUCAGAAUCUAAGUGAUCUUAGAAAUCCAUUUUCAUUUUUCAAACUAGGAAAUUGAAACAUUAAGAGCCAAGUGAUUUGCUGAAAGUCACAUUAGAGACUGGGGAUAAGACUUAAGUGUCCUGACUCCCAGUUUAUCACCCAUGAGUUUUAUUUCUUUAUUCUGUACUGUUUUUUAAUUAAAAAAUAAUUGACUUGUGUUGAUGCAAGUCAGUGUCUAUGAAAACUCUAUAUCCCAACCCAAAGUUAGCUGGGCAUUAAGGAUCCAAAUCCCCAGCCUUGCAGUUCCCCAGCCUGAGAGCUCAGCUCUGUAUGAAUGGGGCCCAUUGUAUCCCUGAAUUUCAAACUSGGAACAAUGGGAGCCCUGUUGAGAGGCUCCUGAAGUAACUUAACCUCCYGUGCUGUGUCACUAGGGAAGCAAUAGGAAAUGGCAGCUAUAAACCCUCCCUGUGUAUAACCUCUUGCCAAACUCAGAGGGUGGCAACAGUAAGCUACUAUCAACUCUUCAGUUUUUGGAGAGACACAAAAUAAAUUAGGAGGAAAAGCAAGCUUCUCUCUUGGGUGUCUGAGUCUAGGCAGUAGCAAAUAUAUAGCUGUGUCCCUGUGCAUGUACRUUAGCUUUGGCCAUUUUAUAUGUUUUCAUAUGUUUCUCAGUAGUGUUUCUUUGCACUUUAUACAAAUUAAAAGCAUUUUUAACACUUCUUGUAUACUGUAAACUCUACUAGGUGCUUUGCCAACUGAACAUAUUAAAGGACCUCAGCUACAUUGAUGCCUUAUUUGGAACUUUUAAUGAUUUUUGUUGUUUUUGAGACAGGGUCUCUGUAAUCUUGAACUCCUAUGCUUCAGUGAUCCUGCAUCAGCCCUCCUGAGUAGCUGGAACUACAGGCGUGUAUCACCAUGCCUGGCUAAUGUGUUAUUUUUUUUUUUAUAUAUAUACUAGUUUAUGACCAUCAAAAAUUCAAUGAAAUUGUGACAAAUUAAGAAAAAUUUCUGGCUAUUCAUCUAGAACUUUUUGAUUAUCAUUUCUUUUUUCUGUGCUUUUUAAAUGGAGGUGAAAUUUGUAUAACAUAAAAGUCACCUUUUUUUUUGUACUGAGGAUUGAACCCAGGGGCACUUAUCACUGAGUAACAUCCCGAGCUCUUUUU